Messenger RNA from Octopus bimaculoides (California two-spot octopus), 897 nucleotides. Its product is annotated as methyltransferase-like protein 27. The record is from RefSeq and is a predicted model, not a curated record. NCBI's taxonomy places the organism in Eukaryota, Metazoa, Mollusca, Cephalopoda, Octopoda, Octopodidae.
AAACAUAAACACCUGCACUUCAGUUGUGAUUUGUCAAGGCAUACAAAAUAAAAAUAAUAAAAAACUAAGGUUAGUUAGAGUCAAGAGUAUUGAUAGAUAUCUAAAGUGAAAGAGUGAGGGAGAAAGCUUAGCUAAUAAAUCCAGUCAGCUUGACAGAUAAAGAGAAAGAGAAAGAGAAACCCAGUUUAAUAAAAACAGACUUCGGGUGAUAAAAUAGACAUUCGCACAGUUGAACUGGUUAGUGUCAAUUCAGUAGGUGUGAAGUUAUUGCGAUAACUAAAACAAACAACAUACAGAAAAGAAAAGCGCAACAAAAGGAUCAACGACAAGAAAGAAAAUUUAUUAACGAAGUAAAAGAAACAACAAACAAACUACAAUUUGGAAAGCGCACGCGGGCGUUGUGUGUACUUAGAGCGUGACUGGGUCCUUUUAUUGACUUUCAGCAUUCAGGUACAUAAAAGGAACACUCAAAACAGAGGACAACCCAAACAGACUGGAUAACUUUCCACAACACUCAUCAAUUGUCAACAGCAAUAUUAAGAAGAUGUCUGAAGUUAAAAAUAAUAAAAAUGCGGAGCACAACUUAGCCAAGAAACUGGGUUUCCCAACUGAAGAAGGAUGCCAUUCGAUGGCGAAUUUGCUCAAAGAGUGUUUAUCAAAUGAUGAUGUGAAGCAAAUGUAUUCAGAAUGGGGUGAAACAGGGACAUACGAUAAGUCUAUGAGUAAGAAUGUUUACAAGGGACCGUAUCUGGUUUCCAAGGCUGUCAACGACAACAUUCCAAAUAAAAAUGCUAAAAUUCUUGAUAUUGCUUGUGGUACAGGAUUUGUUGGUGAACAUGUAUGUAUAGAAAUUUCUUUCUAACUCAAUCAAUCUUGAAAGAAGUAUUGUUAUUACUG